This is a messenger RNA of Parnassius apollo (apollo), 306 nucleotides long. The record is from the annotation of a GenBank genome assembly. NCBI's taxonomy places the organism in Eukaryota, Metazoa, Arthropoda, Insecta, Lepidoptera, Papilionidae.
AUGAAGCUGCUAAGAAAAUAUUUUGUAAUAAAAAAGGAAUAUGUUUACCCCGUUGUAUUCCUCUUCCAAAGUGUGGAGGACUUUUUACCCCUUAUUCCCAUAUUUGUGGGAUUAUCAGCUUUAGGAUCAUUAGCUGGUGGAGCAGCGGGUAUAGCAAAAGCUGUUUAUUCAAAAGCAGCACAAAAGAGUCUUCAGGAAUCUGAAAGACAUAACAGAAUGAUGGAAGCCGUUGCUCUAGGAAAAGGAUUAUACAUUAAACCUCAUAAACAAGGAGCAGGUUUAUAUCUUAACCCCUCAAAAAACUAA